Messenger RNA from Penicillium angulare, 366 nucleotides. RefSeq lists its product as uncharacterized. Bases 1 to 366 code for a protein of 121 amino acids. The transcript has a single exon. Lineage: Eukaryota; Fungi; Ascomycota; Eurotiomycetes; Eurotiales; Aspergillaceae. The record is from RefSeq and is a predicted model, not a curated record.
AUGAUGCAAAGCAGCAUAUACAACAAGCACUGCAAUCAGACCAAGGACGACAAAAAUGAUAAGGAGGGCGAAUUCGUAGAUACACAGGUCAAGUCCCAAGGUAAACGAUACAUGAAUAGACGCAAAGAGAAAGAGGCAGAUAGAGAUGAAGGCGGAAUGAAGGAUAUGAUAAGGGCAAGGGAACGACAACACAAUGAAAAGAGAUCGGAUGGGUAUAUAGGUCUCAAACGUGGGAUAGGGAAAGAAGCAAAAUGUCCAAACGCCGCUUCCGGAGCGCACAUUCAACAAAGGAAAGCCAUGUCUGGGUACAUAGGUUGGUACUGCCAGGCUGGUGGUCGAGCUGAGCCGCCGAAUGCUGCUAUGUAG